Molecule: messenger RNA, 1583 nt
Organism: Penaeus vannamei (Pacific white shrimp)
Lineage: Eukaryota; Metazoa; Arthropoda; Malacostraca; Decapoda; Penaeidae
Product: parathymosin
Source: RefSeq, a predicted model, not a curated record
UCGUGUCUCUCUGCCACUGUAACACGUCAGGUUUACACAACAAUACUGGAGCGCCACCGUGGUCUGUACAACGUCCUUCCGUACAACGUGGACCGUCCUUCACCACUCGUGUGCUUGGCCUUUAUAUGUACACACAAAUGCACGUAUAUAUAUAAAGGCCUUUAAACCUGUGCCGGACCUUUGCUGAGUGUAUGGCCGUUUCCAAACACCGAUUUCCUGAGACCGAAGAGUGAAGACUAAAUACUCGGAUAGCCAUGGCGAUGAGAUGGAUGUUGAUCGUUGUCCUUGCGGUGUGGGCGGUUGUGGCCGAUGAAGCCCCAACAGGAGAGGAUCCUCUGGUCGAUCCAAACAGCCCAGAUUACAGGGAUGAUAUAAAGCAUUUCGCUCAGGAUAACGUUGACGAUAUCGCCCACAAAUACACGCGCGAGUUCAACACCGUGGAGUACCCAGACGAUGACGAAGAUUACGAAGACGAGGACGAGGACUAUGAAGAUGAGGACGAGGACGACGAUGAGGAUGAUGAAGAUGAUGAUGACGACGAUGACGAAGGCGGAUGCGGCGGAGGCGACGACGACGACGAAGACUAUGAUGACGAAGACUACGAAGACGACCGGAAUCCCGUCGAGAAAGUCAUCGACACGUAUUUCUCAUGAAGGGUGGAGGUCAUCCCGUGGUGGAUGAGCUUUUCCCUUGUACGAAGCCAAGACAACGGUCCGAACGCAAGCUCGAGCUCAUUCCCGAACCCCUUAGGACACAAUUGUUUAUAUUUGUUGUUCUCUUUCAUGAGUGUGAUUCUGUGUGUGGUUUCCAUUGUGUUGUUUGGGCGGCAUGUCUUCUCACUGUUAAGCUCACACCUCACCCACGAGGCGAAUUUUCCCUACUACAUAUUCUUGCUUUCUUUAAUUGUUAAUAUUUUCGUAAUUUCUAUCUCCAUUCAUUUAUAUUUUACUCUGAAUAUGAUAGCCAAUUACCUGUAAAAACAAGGACUUCCAUUAGUCUUCCUGCGUAUUUAUACUUAAGGAAGCUCUCUGCCGACUCCGUGUCUGACAGAAAGACCGAGGAAGGUGGAGAGCGGACAUGGCAACUAUUGAUAAAAGAGGAUGAGGAAAGGGAAAUGACUACCAGGUAACUCCAUACUCGUAGCUCAUACUUACCUCAUUUUCUUGCCUCGAUAAGCCAGUUUGUGUUGCGUGUUUGUAUGUCACUUAUUCCCAUUCAAGAAGCCGGUUCUGGUUCCUAUGGUAUAUGUCUAAGUGUGAAAGUGUAGCGACCGAAACGCGCAGAAAGUUUACGAAGUAUAUGUUAAACAGAUGGACACAUUAAGAAGAAUUGUACACUUAUUAAACAAGAUUUGCAUAUUAGGGCUCGAGCAGAUGUUUAUAUGUUAUCAGACUGGAUGUGGGUGUGUUUGUAGUAGUAUGUACAUGUGUAAAGGAGUACAUUUCUUUCUAUUCGUAUGAUAAAUCUUAGAAAUGAAAUGAUAAAGCACUGUUAACCAGCACUUUUUGAAGCAUCUUGUUAACGUGAAAAUAGACGUUUGCCAUAAUGUACAUAGUUGCACAGAGUAAAGUGAUUUUCCUUGA